Messenger RNA from Xenopus laevis (African clawed frog), 4017 nucleotides. RefSeq names its product prostaglandin F2 receptor inhibitor S homeolog (gene ptgfrn.S). The transcript is spliced from 9 exons. The record is from RefSeq and is a predicted model, not a curated record. Lineage: Eukaryota; Metazoa; Chordata; Amphibia; Anura; Pipidae. The coding region runs from base 109 to 2679 and encodes 856 amino acids. Gene Ontology annotation, cellular component: membrane.
GGAUACGAGAGGGUGGGUCUGGGAAAAGGGGCGGAAAGUACGAGCGGCAGAGGCCACGCCCCAAGCGGUUGAGUCCCAGAGUGAGUGAGGGGAGAGCGCGGAGUGACCAUGAGGCUCACGGGGCGGCUGUUCUUUCUCUUGUUCUGUUUCCGUGCCGGUUGCGUGUGGUCCCGCUCAGUCCAUGUGCCCUCCGGCCCUAUGGUUCGAGUGGAAGGGACAAGUGUGUCCAUCCCCUGCAAUGUCAGUGAUUAUGAGGGCCCCUUGGAGCAAAACUUUGAGUGGACGUUUUCUUCAUCCGGCGGCUCCUCUGUGACAGUCCUCAGCACAUUUGAUCCCACAUUCACAGCCCCGUCAUACGCCGAGAGGGUGAGUGCUAGAGGGAUCCAGCUAGAGAGGCUCAGCCACAACGUGGUCCUGUUCCAUAUCGGGGUGCUGAGUAAAUCAGAUGAGGGGGAGUACACCUGCUCCACCCCCAGCACCGAUGCCACCAUCAGCGGCAACUACGAGGACAAGGUCCGACUGAGAGUGAUCCCGGACACCCUGACAGUGUGGAGGACAAAGGGACGGCAGACGGGCUCCCGUACAGUAACUGAAGGGGGCUCAUUUCAGCUGCAGUGCCAGGCGCUCUUGGAUGACUUACUGGAACACACUCACCUGUCCCUCACAUGGCAGCUCCAAGGUCCAGAGGGUACGGCCAGUGACGUUCUCAGUUUGUCACAUUUGGGGCGCUUCCAGGCUGGCCCAGGUUAUGAAGAGCGAUACAGCAGUGGGAAAGUGAGGCUGGACACCGUGGGGGGUGACGGAUACCGCCUGACAGUGGAUGGGGUGCGCAGUUCAGAUGUGGGAGAAUACAGCUGUGUGGUAAGGACGUGGGUGCUGGAUCCUCAAGGCUGGGCACAGAUCCAGGAGAAGAAGAUUUCUGUUUCUAGAAUAGAGAUGGAGUCCAUACGUAUCAAUGUAACGGUGCCAGCCUCUGUGGUGUCUGUGAAUCUGGGGGAGCCGCUGCUCCUCUCCUGCCUGGUGUGGCACAACUCUGCCGGGCCAGUAUAUACCCGCGUGCGUUGGUUUCAAUCUUCUGACCUGAAAACCGGCCCUGGAGAACCUCAGGAGUUGCUAGGUGGGCACGACCUUGAUCCUACCCAUGAAGGGGCAAGCACACACCUACUUGAAGUGCCACGUGGGUGGGAUACAGGAGAUUACACCUGCCAGGCAACAGUGUGGGCACCGAGCAGUAAUGGGACCUGGCACCCCGUCAUAGAGAAAAGCUCUGAGCCCAUUAAAGUGCUACUCAAUUUAACAGUGCCAGAGCUGGAGGUCUCACUGAAUGCCACCCUAAUACCUCAGUUCUCGGAGGAGCCGACAGAGCUUGUGUGUCACAUGACUGGAUCUGAUGGGGCCCGCCUGUCUGUAUCCUGGUACUACACCCCAAGCCCACAGAACAGGGCACCUCAGCCUCUGCUUUUGGGGACCCUGGAUCAGGACUGGAUGGUGCAUGUGGGGGAUCAUUACAAGGAACGACUGGAGAGCGGGGGGGUUAUCCUUUCACGUAAGAGUCCCCAAACAUUUGUCCUGCGCAUCCAGUGGACCUCCAACGGAGACAGAGGACAGUACCACUGUGUGGGCACAGUUUGGCAUCAGCAGCAAAAUGAGAGCUGGACACCAAGCAGAGAGGUGGCAUCUAACCCCCUCAGCAUCUCCUGGGAGCAGGAAGAGUACUUGCUGAAAGUCAAGGCCUCGGUGACCAAGGCUGUGGCAACUUCGGGGGGAACCUUUGAGAUGCAGUGCUACGUCGUUGCCCAGAACAUUCCCUCCCCCCGAUACUCUGUACAGGUGACAAUGGAACGAUCGGGCCCUCAUGGUGCAAGUGGCCCCCAAGUCCUGCUGCUGAGUCGUGAAGGAGUGACACACAGAAAGGGGGAAAGUUUUGGGAAAGCCGCGCUGGAGAAGGUGAAGGAGGGAGAGUAUAGAUUCCGGCUGUACCAGGCGCAGGAGGCGGGCACCUACCUCUGCUCAGUCACCGCAUGGACACAAGGGGGAGGCGGGGGCUGGAGGGAAGCAAAGAACCAGACGUCGAACCCAGUGGCUUUGCAGUUUCAGACCUCAGGUCUGAUGUUUAAUGUCACUGCCCAUUCCGACAGCCCCUCUAUUUACCAAGGAGAUAGGGCGGAGUUCUGGUGCAUCAUCACCAUGGGUGGCCCCGGAGUGGAUACAGACAGUCUGGCCUUUGAUGUGUCGUGGUUUGCCCAGAGGCCGGGUCCGACUGUGGUUCUGCUCGUGUCAGUGGAUCGCUGGGCGCAGGUGGAGCAAAGGCGGAGAAACGGCAGCAGUGAGGUGGCCAUAGAGCGUGUGAGUCCCAUGGAGUUCCGCCUGCGCAUUUUUGGCACAGAGGAAGAUGAUGGCGGCGGCCAUUUCUGUUCCGUCACCCCGUGGGUACUUUCUGGCACCGGCGUCUGGAGUAGGCAAUCGGUUCUCACCUCAAAUGUCAUCUCUUUGUCUGUCAGGAUGGACUUGCUGAACACAUUCAAAUACCCUCUGCUGCUGGGGGGCACCAUGGCGGUGCUUGUGGGCCUCCUCUCCUGCCUUAUCGGAUACUGUAGCUCCCGGUUCUGCUGCAAAGCCAAACCAGUCCCAGAGCCUCGCAAAGAGCACCGCAGACUCAUGUCAAUGGAGUUGGACUAAAGGGCAGGGAGUAGCACCAACUGCCUGCUGGUGGGUAUGAGGGGGCAGCGCAAUCUGAUGCCUCGGGACUGGGGCAGAACUGAGAGGCUGGUAUAAGAGUGUGAAUGUCCUGUGUGCCCCAUAUUCUGCUCUGUCUCCUGGGGCAAUUGCACCGCUCUGCCUCUCCUUCUGCAAUAAUUGGGCCCCCAGGGCCCCAACUUUCGGAUACCGACUCGGCAAUGGUUACAUUAACCCUUGCACUCUUGAUGCACAAAGUGUUUAUCACUGUUAACUGUUUUAUUGUACAAUGUGACUUACUGGCGGCCUAAACACUACCAGAAAUGAGGAGAAACCAGCAGCUUCUCUACAGCACUGCUGUUUGGGGGAGCCCUGUCUGUACUGCACUCCAGCCAGGGGGAUUCCCAUUUUUACAGCACUCCAGCCUGGGGGAACUCCGUCUGUACAGCACUCUAGUCUGGGGGAGUCCCGUCUGUACAGCACUGCUGCCUGGGGGAGCCAUACACAUAGAAUACUAUAGCAGUGCUGCCCGUUGUGGGUGAAUAGCAGUGCAGCGGUACAGGGUGUGUGGUGAGUGGUAUAUCCCAUGUAACUGAACUGUUACCGCCAGCAGAGGGCACCCCACAGACUGCACAUUCUAUUGCCACCGGCAGAAAUAUUUUUAUAUUGAUGUUUCCUUUAUCUGUUAAAUAGGUUUUAAGAGCCAAACCUUCUCUCUCCUUUUCCCCCUGCCCUCUUCCCUCAGGAUAUGUGCCCCGCUACCUUCUGCCCUCCCACUGGCCCUUUUCUAGCUUCACUCCCAAUCCAUGGAAACAGUGUGUGCCAGGUCCUGCCAACUGUGAAGACUACACCCCUUUGUAUUCUCAGUGCCACUCUAAUUGGCUGAUAUUUUGCUUCCUUGGUGCCAAGAGUGAGUGACUCUGUGCCAGAGCCACUAUAGUGGCACAUACCUUGGUGCCAAAGCAACUAUCAAGAUUACUUGACUUGGUGCCAGUGAUGCUAAAAGGGCUGGUAUAUUGGUGCCAAUACCAGUAUAAAGGGUACAUGACCCAGUGCCAAUUCCACUACAUAAAGCAUGUACCUUGAUGCCAAUAGAAGUAUGAAUUGUACAUGAUUUGGUGCCAAUGCUGCUAUGUAAGGGCUGUACCUUGGUGCCAGUGGUGCUAUACGGGCCCAAUUGAUUGGUGCCAGUGCCACCAUGUACAGGAGACCCCUUGGGCCUGGAUGCAGUGGAUUUAUUGCACUACCCCCCCCCCCAGUUCUGUGGUACUGUUGCCUGUUUGGGUCUGUUUUCCCCUCUAAGCAAUAAUCAAUAAAAUACCAUUAUAUUUUUUUACCCUC